UAAUUGCUGAUUCUCCUUAUCCAAAUUAUUAUAUUUACCUUUAGGAAAAAUAAGCGGUUCCAAUGAGUGCCGUUUCUUUGAGCCAGAUUAAUUUGCGUACUCUCUGCAUUCCGUAGAAGACGCAGUUUCAGUCAGCGUUAGGUAGUUCUUUUCGUAUUUAGUCCGGUUACUCGCGGUUAGUUUACCGAAGGAUGGAUGCUUCGAUCGUUCUCUCCUUCCAAAUCAGGUGAGGGAUACAUGCACACUAAAUCUUGCAACGCAAACUGGUCCACGAAAAUACGGCUGGACAAGUAUUGUCUGAGGGAAGUGUUCAACUAUGACAUUCAAAAACACUGAGGUUAGCGAUUCUUAAAUUUAAUGGUAACUGUUAGUUAUACUCGAGGAAUCCCGUAUGAAUAGCAGACACCAGUCGCUGUACGGUCCCUUCUUAUCGCAUGACAUGUGCGUGAGUAUUAACUAGCUCGGAAAAAAAUUGAAGUGUCGCGAGUGGGUCGUUCGCUUUGUGGGAAAAAUUCCAGUAUGAAUAGCAAAAAUGCGAAUAAUUCGUACGGGACUACCAACAAGAGCUCCAAAUUCAUAGAAGUUCCAAGUUGUCACUUACCACCCGAUCCAAGUCAAUGUAUUCUACGUUUUGAAAAGGCUAUUAGAAAUUCUUUUCGCACUUUUUCAACCUACAGUGUACUUUGUAGCCAGUAAAUCUGUGAACCAGAGGUAGCGUGACAUGUGCGUGAGUAUUAACUGGGUCGUUCGCUGAGUAUGCAGAGAGUACGCAAAUUAAUCUGGCUCAAAGAAACGGCACUCACUGGGAUCGCUUAAUUCUUCUUAAGCGUGUUACGGUGAUAUUGCUGGCAUGGACUACAUUGGCACUAUGGAGAAGGUUUUGACGGCCUUGAGGCAAUUAACGUCUUUGAUAACUCCACUGUGCAGUGAAAAUGGGGACUCCUUUAUCCACAUGGUGAACAGGUUUGUACAAAACGCCACUUCCGCAUUAGAGCAAAUGGAACAAUACACGAAGAAGCAAUUGAACUUAAUGCUUGGUUGCAUUUUAUCCACCGCAUGGCUGGUUGUACAAAACAUGUCAUCAAACGCGGCUUUUGACGCAAUUAAACGGGUCACUCGGGAAGUCCGAAGUAUGUUCGACGGCCGGAUGCCUGAAUAUAUGGUGCGUGAUUAUGAUGAGCUUGAACGCCUUUUAGCAGCCGCGUCAAAGAAAUUGACAGGCAUCCAGUCUACAUGUAAUUUACUGUUGGGGGAGGUGAUAAACGCUUGCGAUUGUCAAUGGAGAAACCCUAUGAACUUUCGUCGCUUAGAGGCCUGCCGUCUCAGGGCUUCAGCUGAUAUCAGAGACUGCGAGCAAAGUUUGAACAGCGCGCACGAGAUCAUAGAGUUGUUACAAAGAAAAACCUCAGAACAGUUGGUCGAACUUGGCCGGGAUUUGGCUUUUUUUGCAGCCUUCUCAAUAGGUCUUGGUUUUAGUGCUGCCAGAGCCCUCCAGGCGGGAGCCAGGCUGACAGGGGGCAUCUUGAGCUGCGCUGGUGUGGGUGGUGCACUAGCUUGUGUCGCGAUCGGAAAGAAAUUCAGCGACCACUUUGUUGUUUGGGAAGAAGUCAGGAACAAGCGCAGCCAGUACCGUCAAUUAAGCACUCGCCUGGAGUGCCUCAAGGAAACGGUUGAGAGGGAUCUGAAGGCAGGAAUCCUACUCACUAGUAUGCCUGACUUGGAGAAAGCGAUAAUCUUGUCGCUGGCAUUUUUGGUCGCCUUUGGAGGCAUACUGUUCGCCUAUAUUCUUGUUAAAUGAACUGUACAAUGAAACGACAGCAUGUUGUAAGUAGGGUAUGGAACUAUAGGAAGACUUAGCCUUGCAUACGGUGGCUGCGCCCGCAGUACGAACGGCAGUGAAAAACCGAGCUGUCUUACUCAAACGACUCGAUAAUAGUCUUUUUCUUCGCAGCUAACAAAAAAAUAAUAACAAAUAAUAACACAACUAUUUAUCCCACCCGGCGACACUCAACGCGCGCCGAGCGCCGAGGGACGAGUGCCAAACGUUGAGCGAGUUGCCGGACGCGGGCGACCCGGUUUUGGCGACAAAUUAAAAAAGCUUCGAGACACAAAAUGUUUCAUAUUUUUCACCUUUCACAAUCUGAUAUGGUUUUUGCAAUUAUAAAUCCAUUUUCGUGAAUACUCAUUCAAUGUGGUCUUCAGUGAAAAAAGUUGCCCGACGUCAAUGCCUUUCCUGUUAACAUACAUUAACAUCAGGACAGUACAGUAUUGCCCGUCUGCUGAAUCCUGAUUGGUCAAUUCAAAGUUCAGGCCCACCAGCCGUAUGCAAGGAGAAUUCAGAGUUAAAUAUCAAAUAACUACGGUAUUGUCACGUCAGUUUCGGGCUAUCGCUCUUUCAGCAUCAGCUGCCAGUAAUCAUUUGGCGGAUUGGCCAACACACUUUUAUAUAAAUGUCGUAUUUAUCUUGAGAUUUUACCCUGCUUUGCAUGUGUGUUAAGCUUUUAAGUGGGUUGAUACUAUGAAAAUAAAUUGAAUUCGGGGUGCAUGGGAGAGACUUCCAUUCUAAAGGAGCAGGAAUGCUUCAAGAUUUCUUGCCUGAUCGAUUCAUUAUAUAUCAUCGUUUAACACAUGGCAGUAUUUCGCCGCCAGGAUAAGAUGUUUUACGUGAAAUGAGAUCCAUUUUUUUGGCAGUAUUAGUUUAAGUUUUAGGAACACUUCCAGCCGUAGAAAGCAGUUAAUUAGUCAGACGUUUUUGAAUGCAGUUGAUAUAAGAAUUGUAUGCAAUUUUCUCUUGUUGUUUGACAUUAAAUAUAACAUUAUGAA
Orbicella faveolata is the source of this 2823-nucleotide messenger RNA. RefSeq lists its product as uncharacterized. NCBI's taxonomy places the organism in Eukaryota, Metazoa, Cnidaria, Anthozoa, Scleractinia, Merulinidae. The record is from RefSeq and is a predicted model, not a curated record.